ACCGGGCCGCGUUCCCUGCCGCGGGGCCGGAGGCUGGGCCGGCUCGCGGUUCCCGCGGCAGCAGCCGGGCAUGGCGGCCCCCGGGAGCGGCCUGGAGCUGGGCUCGGCGCCCCGGCACGUCGGCACCGCGCAGCCCCCGGGCACGGGCUGGGAGCGGCUGCGGGAGCUCUGGCACCGCGAUGAACUACAGCACUACCCAGAAGAAACUCUCAACAUUAUCAAAGCUACGUUUUCAGCGGCUGUCAUUGGCUGGAUGUAUGGAGGUUUGCCCGCUUUUCACCAUGCAAAGACACAAUAUAUUGAGCGGAGCCAAGCGGAGAUUUUUCAGAACCGUCUGGAUGCUGUGCAAUCUGCACAUCGUGCUGCAAUCAGGGGAUUCAUCCGUUACGGCUGGCGCUGGAGCUGGAGAAUUGCUACUUUUGUGGCAAUAUUUAAGGCUGUAUUGUCGAGUGUGCUCUUUGUUCAGGUCUGCCUUCUGACUCUUUCUGUGCCCCACACUUGCAGCACAGUGAGCACUGGUCUGUCCGUGUACCGCAAUAAAACCACCUUCAGUCACUUCGCUGCCGCAGGAGCCUUUACAGGAGGCCUGUUCAGAAUGCAUUUGGGCCUGAGCAGAAUGGCAGCUGGCAGUGUCUUUGGAGCAGCAUUCGGCAUCCCUGCAGGAGGGCUAUUGAUGGCAGUGCAGAAGCUCUCUGGUGAGAGCAUACAGGAGAAAAGACUACGUGAGAGAAGAUUGCUGCAUGAACAGAAGUUAGCAGAGUGGAAAGCUAGGCUUAAUUUUACUGAGGCUGACUUGGAAGAAAUUGUCAGUAACACUCAGGAAGGAACCAUGGAGAGAGAUAUCGAGAAGAUCCAAGAGUUGUUAAAUCUUCCCAAGAACCCUUUGCCAUCGAAAGAUGGGAACUAGUCUGAGCUUUGACUUCAGUCAAGUCAUCUUGGAAGACUGGCAUGAAUCUAUUUCUGUAUCCAUUGUUUUCGGCAGCAGCAGUUUGACAACAAUGUUGUGGAUAUGUAUCAUGAUGGAGGGAGGGUUCAAGAUCUUCAACUGAAGUAAUGACCAGUGAGCUGUGUUUUGUGUGAGGGCAGCAACAGAACUCUUAGUGACUACUCCACACUUGAAUGUCCUGGGCCACAUCUUAAUGCAAUAUACACAGAGAAAGGGGGGUUCAUUAGUCCUGCAAGAGUGCACGUCCUUAUGCCACUGUAGUGAGUGGCAUGAUGGCAGCAUCUAGGAGCUACCACUCUCCCAAAGAAGCUUGUAAUGACAUUUUUAUCCUUAUUUGAAAACAGAAUUCAGUUUUGGUGAAACUGGCUGCACUGAUAGCACUGGAGUCCUGCCUAUCCAUUGGCCAGGUGCAGCAUGGGCAAUGCCCAUGCUAGUUCCCUCCACUCUAUUUCUUCAGCGUACUUCAACCCUGCUCCACUUGGAACAGUGCUACAGGCUGGAAGAGUUUGGUUACUGUGGCUUACUCAGGCUUUAGGCGUUUUGCAGAAAUAAAUGGUUCUCAGUUUUCCAAAUGAGGCUUGUGACAGUGUCAGGAUCACAAAGAACGUGCCUGACAAGGGCAUACCUUGGGUUCCUCUAAAGUAGGGUGUCCUUCCGUGAGGAGGAGAGGGCUAUAACAAGGAUGACUGCAUGUUGGCAGGAGAGCUUAGCGUUACAGACACAUUUUAACCAAAAAUUGUGAUUGUGUUAAGUUACAAAUUACAGGAUCCUCUUGGAGGAAAACUAUUGGAAAUGCUAUUUAACAGACAUAACUGCUCACGUUGUCUA
Messenger RNA from Gopherus flavomarginatus (Mexican gopher tortoise), 1774 nucleotides. It is a transcript of the gene TIMMDC1, whose product is annotated as translocase of inner mitochondrial membrane domain containing 1. Bases 71 to 907 code for a protein of 278 amino acids. NCBI's taxonomy places the organism in Eukaryota, Metazoa, Chordata, Testudines, Testudinidae. The record is from RefSeq and is a predicted model, not a curated record. Gene Ontology annotation, cellular component: mitochondrion. The transcript is spliced from 7 exons.